Messenger RNA from Neoarius graeffei (lesser salmon catfish), 1931 nucleotides. Its product is annotated as E3 ubiquitin-protein ligase TRIM39-like. The record is from RefSeq and is a predicted model, not a curated record. The transcript has 5 exons. Bases 56 to 1891 code for a protein of 611 amino acids. Gene Ontology annotation, molecular function: zinc ion binding; protein binding. Lineage: Eukaryota; Metazoa; Chordata; Actinopteri; Siluriformes; Ariidae.
GAAGCAGGAACCACUUUGACUCGUCAUUAGAUGUGUUGAUGAAGAAAGUGUCAACAUGGUGUCGAAUAAGCGUCCCUUCUCUGACGAGGACUUCACGUGCCCGGUGUGUUGUGACGUCUUUAAGGAGCCCGUGCUCCUGUCGUGUGGUCACAGCGCGUGCGACAGGUGCGUUCACCGGUACUGGGACAUCAAAGGCUGCCGGGAGUGCCCGCUGUGCAGGAAGCGCUCGGCUACAAACCCUACCGUGAACCUGGCUCUGAAGAACCUGUGUCAGACCUUCCUGGAGCUCCGAGGUGAUCCUGAGACACUCUGUGACCUCCAUGGAGAGAAGCUGAAGCUCUUCUGUGUGAAUGACGGACAGGUCGCGUGCUUGGUCUGUAGAAACUCCAGCAAACACCUCCAGCAUCGCUUCAUCCCUGUCGACGAAGCAGCUUCUGAACAAAAGGGUGUUCUUAUGAGUGCAGUGAAUACCUUGAAAAUGAAAAUAAAGAGCCUCCAAGAUGCUCAGUUUCACUGUCAUCAAAAUGUAGAUCACAUAAAGAAACAGGCAGAGUACAUAAGGAAUCAGAUAAAGGAGGAGUUUAAGAAACUUCGGCAGUUUCUGCAAAAGGAGAAUCGAGCCAUGAUAACUCAGCUGAAGAAAGAGGAGCAGCAGAAAACAAAGAGUCUGGAAAGCAAACUAAAACAAAUUAAUCAAGAAAUAACAUCACUCUCAGACACUAUUAAAGACAUAAGAAAGGAAUUUGAAAUUAAAGACAUCAAAUUCCUGAAGGUUAGGCUUUCUUCUUUUCUCCCUGUCUCUCAUCCAUCCAUCCAUCCAUCCAUCCAUCCAUCAGGCCAUUCAUCCAUCUACCCAUUAGGCCAUUCAUCCAUCCAUCAGGCCAUACAUCCCUCAGGCCAUACAUCCAUCAGGCCAUUCAUCCAUCCAUCAGGCCAUCCAUCCAUCCAUCUAUCAGGUCAUCCAUCCAUCAGGCCAUUCGUCUGUCCAUCAGGCCAUCAAUCUAUCCAUCCAUCCAUCAGGCCAUCCAUCCAUCAGGCCAUCCAUCCAUCCAUCCAUCCUAAUGUUUUCUGUAUUCCUGUAUUCUUGUACUUUCUGCAUUGCAUAUUUGGUCAUAAUUUGUUUAUUAAUUCUAAAUAUUUUCUGUUUUUUGUUGGGGUUUUUUGUUUUUCUUUUUUACAGAACUUUGAGAAGACUUUGGCAAAAGCCAAGUACAAAGAUUCUGAUCCAAGUGUGGCUUCAGGCGAAGUUAUCGAUGUUGCAAUGUAUGUGGGAAAUCUCCAGUUCAGACUCUGGAACAAAAUGCAGAGCAUCAUUAAAUACACUCCUGUUGUUUUGGAUCCAAACACAGCUCACUCACAACUCGUCCUGUCUUCAGAUCUAACCAGCAUGAGAGACAUUGAUGAUGACCAUGAAGACAAGGCUGACAUGCCCAGACCACCAGUUUUGGACACUCCUGAGCAGUUUAGGAGUUUGUGUGUUCUGGGCUCUGAGGGUUUCUCUUCAGGGCUGCACUGUUGGGACAUCAAGGUGGGAAACAACACCUUCUGGAUGCUCGGCGUGACCACUGAGACCGUACCGAGAAAAGAACCCAAUGUUUAUCCCAAAGGCACUUGUGGUAUUGGGUAUGAUGGUGAAAACCUGUGUGUUCGGUCCCCUUUGGGAGUGUAUACUCCUCUCCCUUUGGCUGCCAAACCCAAAGUGGUCAGAAUUCGCCUGGACAUGGAUUUUGGGGAGGUGUGGUUCUUAGAUCCUGCCAGUAACACCGUUCUCCACAUGUUCUCGCACCACUUCACUGAGAAGGUCUUUCCAAUCUUCCACAGCAUGUGUAGUCGCUCUCCUUUGAAGAUCAUGCCUCUCCAGCAUUCUGUGGUGCUGGGAACUAUUCUUUAAUGCUCAGGUUUCUACAAGUAAUAAAUGGGAGUGGCUCUUA